Messenger RNA from Dissoconium aciculare CBS 342.82, 1988 nucleotides. Its product is annotated as FAD/NAD(P)-binding domain-containing protein. Gene Ontology annotation, molecular function: oxidoreductase activity. NCBI's taxonomy places the organism in Eukaryota, Fungi, Ascomycota, Dothideomycetes, Mycosphaerellales, Dissoconiaceae. The record is from RefSeq and is a predicted model, not a curated record. Bases 142 to 1950 code for a protein of 602 amino acids. The transcript has 4 exons.
CUCUCACUCCCUCUCUCUAUAUUCAUGCUUCCUCUCCUUUGAUCUCUUCAUGUCUCUAUCACCGUAUUAAGAUACCCACUCACAUCUCUUACCCAUCUCGUCUGAUUUACCACAGCAUAUUCGCCCUGAUUCGACAUCAAGAUGGCCGGCGACAAACCAUGGCCGCAAGUGCCGGUCGGCAACAAGGAUAACAACAACGCUGCCGUGGUCAUCAUUGGGGGAGGCUUGGCGGGCAUGUGUGCCGCCAUCGAUCUCAUCAAGCGCAACAACUGUCGAAACUUCAUCAUACUGGAGAAAUCAGCAAGCCUGGGAGGAACAUGGAACGACAACAAGUACCCCGGCUGCUGCUGCGACGUCGGCUCAAUCCUCUACAGCUACAGCUUCGCACCCAACCCCGACUGGACGCGCAAUUAUCCCGGCCAAGAAGAGAUCCUCGCCUAUCUCACCGGAGUGGCGCAAUCCUACGGGCUCUACCAACACGUUCGUUUCAGCUCGACCGUCACCGAUGCGACAUGGGACGACGCCACCCAGCAAUGGCACGUGCGAGUGAAAAGAGCAGAAGGGACCAAAGAGGCAGAGUCAACACCCGAGUAUACCCUACGGACGGAUUUCUUGGUCAGCGCAGUCGGACAGCUAAACACGCCGAAGUAUCCGGAUAUCCCAGGAUUGGACAAGGAUGGAUUUGACGGCAAGAUUAUUCACUCCGCGAGGUGGGAUUGGUCAUAUGAUCUGAACGAUAAAAAGAUUGCGCUGUUGGGGAAUGGCUGCACGGCGGUUCAAAUCCUGCCCGAGAUCGCCAAAGUCGCCAAACAUGUUACGGUCUUUCAACGUACUCCCAAUUGGCUGGUGCCGCGAUCCGACAGGCCCGUCUCGGCUGUGACACAGGGUGUCUAUCGAUAUGUUCCCGGCGCCAUGUCCUUUAUGCGCGGCGUUGCCAUGGAAUAUGGCGAACUGGCGCAUAAUGCGCUCAAGGGAGAGGCAGGCACGAUCGCCAGAAUGGCGCACCAGAGGGCUAGCAAUCAUAUCGCGAAAUCGUUGGCUGGCCACCCGGAACUUCAGGAGAAAGUCACACCCAAAUACAGAGUCGGUUGCAAGCGUAUCAUCGCCAGUGACGACUACUACCCAGCACUUCUCCGACCCAACGUCGAUCUCGAAACCCGUCCAAUCCACGGCGUUUGCGGCAAAAACAUCAAAGUCAUCGAUCCCGAGACGAAUGAACCCACCGAUAGCCUCUCCGACUACGACCUGAUCGUCUGCGCCACGGGGUUCCAAUCCCUCGACUUCAUGCACCCGAUCAAAAUGUACGGUCUGGACCACCGCUCGAUCCAUGAUGUCUGGGAAGGCGGCGCACGAGCGCUCUACGGCAUCGCGGUCGAAUCCAUGCCCAACUUCGGCAUGCUCUACGGACCCAACACCAACCUCGGCCACAACAGCAUCAUCCUCAUGCUCGAGGCCCAAAGCCGAUACAUCAACGGCAUGAUCGGCGAGGUUCUCCGAGCGAAACGCCAAAAUCAGCCCAUCCGCCUCACCCCCAAACCCGCGCGGGUCGCGGCCUUUGAUGAGGAAAUCCAAGGGGAACUCAAGGCCAGUGCGUGGAACGAUCCGAAUGUGAACUCGUGGUAUAAGACCGCCGAGGGCAGAAUUGUGAACAACUGGAGUCGCAACGUCGUGGAUUAUCAAAAGUUGGUAUCGAACGUGCGGCUCGAGGAGGACUUUGAUGUGGUAGUGGUGCAGCAGAGCAACGACUCGGACAAGGCCGAUUCUCCAUCAACGGUCCCGAGAGUCGGCGGGAGGAAGAAGAUCCAUGUGGGUCGAGUGCACGAGGAAUUGCGGCCCAGUAAAACGACAUUGUAUGUCCUGGGCGCCGUCGCGGGUGCGGCGGCGAUCGCGGGUGGAUUUCUGGCGAGGAAUCCGAAAUUGCUGGAGGAGCUGAGGAGUUCGAUAGCGUAGAAUUUCAUCUCUGCCCGGGUCGUGAUUCAACCGAAGGG